Messenger RNA from Aspergillus ochraceoroseus IBT 24754, 834 nucleotides. RefSeq lists its product as uncharacterized. The record is from RefSeq and is a predicted model, not a curated record. The transcript is spliced from 2 exons. Lineage: Eukaryota; Fungi; Ascomycota; Eurotiomycetes; Eurotiales; Aspergillaceae. The coding region runs from base 1 to 834 and encodes 277 amino acids.
AUGCUCUCAACCCUCGAACAAAUCGCAGCGCGAUCAAUACACAUCAGCACAAAACCGCCGCCGCGCUCUCUCGCCGAAACGAAACUGAUUCUCGCGGCGCUGCAGAAAUUCGGCGAAGUCGUGACAUUCCGAAAUCUCAGAUAUGACACAACCAACACCUCCGCAAGCAAAAACAGCACCACAGUCGUGAUCUUCGACUCCGCGGCCUCCGCAACACAAGCAACCGAGUCUUCUCCGCUUCUCGUCGCUCUACCACCCCAGACUCAGAUUCAGACUCAGAUUCAGAAUCUCAAUCUCAAUUCCAGCCCAACCCAGACACCACCACCACCACCCCCUAGCACAGACACAGACACAGACACAAACACAAACACAAACACAAACACAAACACAACAACCAACCAACCCCGAAUCGCAACACCAACACCAACAGGAACCCGCCCAACCCACCUAACCUGCUACAUCGCACCAUCGCACCAUAACCACGAAUCAGCCCUAAAGCGGAACCCCUUCUACACGCGCUUCGAACUCGACCAGUCCUCGGCUAUAUACCGGGAUCUGGUGGAGAACACGGGGAUUCCGCGCCCGGAGCUCGCGGACGUGCCGACGGCGCGGAAGGAGUUCCUGCCCAUGAACGAUCGGAAGAGGGCGCAUUAUUCGACGGUGCGGAUGGGAGGGGGGUCGUUGAUGGGGUUGUAUCGGGAUGGAGCGGCGAGGGCGCAGAGGAGGAAGGGGUCGCAGGGGGAGGGGGGAUUACAUGGCAGAGAAGGAGAAGGAGAAGAAGUUUUCGAGGACGGGGAUGGAAAUGAGAAGGGAAAGGCGAAGAAGGUUGGAUGA